This is a messenger RNA of Oncorhynchus kisutch (coho salmon), 1331 nucleotides long. RefSeq names its product protein FAM136A-like. The transcript has 3 exons. Gene Ontology annotation, cellular component: cytoplasm. Bases 261 to 677 code for a protein of 138 amino acids. The record is from RefSeq and is a predicted model, not a curated record. Lineage: Eukaryota; Metazoa; Chordata; Actinopteri; Salmoniformes; Salmonidae.
CGUCGAUACCAUAUUGGGAACCGGAAAUUACCAAGCUAAUUCCGGAAGCUGGAGUGGAUGUGACGUUGUUUAUAUUAGAACGAAGAAGCAUGCAUUCACGGAGGUGACCUUAUGUUGAAACAUUAAUGUAACAAGGCUUCUAAUCUUGCAAUAACACACUGUAUGUAAUUGGUGUGGCUGUUAUUCAGCUGUGCAUCGUAGCUAAACGUUAUCUUCUAACAGUUCAGUUGAAAUAGUCACUACUGAGAGCAACAUUUGAGAUGGCAGAGGCACAUCAAGCUCGUGUACUGAAAACCAUAGAGGAUAUGGUUCAAAGUUUAGAACGGUACCACAUUCGCAAGAUGCAAGGUCUCAUGUUCAAGUGCAGUGCAGAGUGCUGCGAGCGCUCCGUAGACUCCAUGUCACAGGUGCACAAUUGUAUUGAACGCUGCCACACCCCUCUGGCUCAGGCCCAAGGACUAGUGACCAAUGAACUGGAGAAAUUUCAGGACCGGCUGACCAGGUGCACCAUGCACUGCAAUGACAAGGCCAGGGACCUGUUGGACUCUGGAGCCAAGGAGCCAGCCGUGAGGGCCCUGAUGGAGAACUGUGUGGGCAGCUGCGUAGACGACCAUGUCAACCUGAUCCCAAGCAUGACACACAGACUCAAAGAGAACCUGAACUCUAUUCCACAGUGAGAAGGGGAGAGCGUACUGCAGAUGCACGAGACAUCUUGGGCUACAGUGACAAAGGGGUUCAUAAAGUUCUCUGACAGCAAGGAAGUCUAAACAAUUGGAAAUGCAGUGUUUCCCCUAUAUGCAUUUGUAUAAUAAUGCAUAGAUGUAUGCCCAAGGAAGACCCCAUAACCCCCCUCUCCACACUAACUGCUAGAAAAAAUCCUAGGCGAAAAACUGAAAUGGCAGAUCCAAUACCUCAGUGAGGGAAAGGGACAUGUGGGGUUUACAGCUUGCAAGGGUGAGAUUUGAGUCCAUGUCAGCGAGGGUGGUGGGGAUAUACCGCUGCUCAGUCAGAAGAAACUACAGAUCCCUUGCAAACUGGUUGGCCUACAUGUUUCUGUGUGGAGCACUUACUGUUUAUUAGUUUAACUUAGACCAGAGACAUGCCAGAUGAAUGUUCUCAGCAGGCCUGUGACAUUACAGAAUUGUCUAACAUCAAAAUACUGCUAUAUGUGAACUGUGUGUGAGGGUAAUUGAUUACAUUUCCUGAUAACCGAGCUGUUGUAUGAUUGUCUUUAUUCUGCCUCAGUGACUGUCUUCUUAAUAUCUGCAACCCGUUCUGUGAUUCUCCCUCCAUCAGUUUUUAUAUAAAAAUGUAAACAAUGGUAAAAAGGG